Molecule: messenger RNA, 1188 nt
Organism: Mangifera indica (mango)
Lineage: Eukaryota; Viridiplantae; Streptophyta; Magnoliopsida; Sapindales; Anacardiaceae
Product: hydroxyphenylpyruvate reductase-like
Exons: 2
Coding region: 69-1010 (313 amino acids)
Cellular component (GO): cytosol
Molecular function (GO): hydroxypyruvate reductase [NAD(P)H] activity; glyoxylate reductase (NADPH) activity; NAD binding
Source: RefSeq, a predicted model, not a curated record
UCUGACAAGUGAUUACCAUAACAACUUGCUUUCAGAAAUCCAAAGCAAAGUUUUUAAAUUUCUGACAAAUGGAGAAAAUUGGUGUCCUGAUGACCUCACCAAUGUCCACAUAUCUUGAACAAGAGCUCUCAAGUCGCUUCAAUCUCUUCAAACUCUGGACUCAAUCUUGCAAAUCCAAGUUCCUUCAACAAAACUCAAGUCACAUAAAAGCAGUGGUGGGCGACACAAAAUGCGGGGCGGAUUCAGAGCUGAUAGAGUCACUGGCAAAUUUGGAAAUAGUUGCAAGUUACAGUGUGGGCCUGGACAAGAUUAACUUGGAUACGUGUCGAGAUAAGGGUGUUAGAGUUACCAAUACUCCUGAUGUUUUGACUGAUGAUGUGGCAGACUUGGCUGUUGGGUUGAUUUUGGCAGUUCUGAGAAGGGUUUGUGUUGGUGAUGAGUUUAUCAAGUGUGGAAAGUGGAAAAGUUGUGAGCUUGCAUUGAGUUCUAAGUUCAGUGGUAAAUCAGUUGGAAUUGUUGGGUUGGGCAGAAUUGGAUUGGCAGUUGCAAAGAGAGCUACAGCUUUUGGCUGCCCUAUCGGCUACCAUUCCAGAUCUCAGAAAUCAUGUGCAAAUUACAAAUACUACUCAAAUAUAAUCGAAUUAGCCACCAAUUGUCAAAUUCUCAUUGUGGCAUGUUCUUUGACUGAAGAAACUCACCACAUCAUCAACCGUAAAGUCAUUGAUGCAUUGGGUCGAGAUGGUAUUCUCAUCAACAUUGGAAGAGGUGCACAUAUAGAUGAACCUGAGCUCGUGUCUGCAUUGCUCGAAGGACGAUUGGCAGGAGCAGGUCUUGAUGUGUAUGAAAAUGAGCCUGAAGUUCCUGAACAAUUGUUUGGACUUGAUAAUGUAGUUCUCUUGCCUCAUGUCGGAAGUGACACUGAGGAAACCAGUAAGGUGAUGGCAGACCUUGUGAUCGGGAACUUGGUGGCACACUUUAGUAAAAAGCCCCUAUUGACUCCAGUUAUUUGAUUGUAUUAGAAGGUAUGAAAGUCUAAAUAGGGGUCUUGGGUGUUGAUUUAAAUAGAUUAUAAUUUUGUUGACCAUAUUCUAGUUAAAAGGAACUUUAAAAUUAUUCUCAACAUUUUGGCUAUUUUCCAUUCCCUGGAAAGUUGAUUUAUGAUAGUGAUAACUGGUUGUUGGCCUGUUA